Molecule: messenger RNA, 443 nt
Organism: Drosophila takahashii
Lineage: Eukaryota; Metazoa; Arthropoda; Insecta; Diptera; Drosophilidae
Source: RefSeq, a predicted model, not a curated record
AGUCAUGCAGUUCAGUUCAGUUACCAGCGAUAAGUCGACAUAGUUGGACGUACAAGCUAGAGGAAUAUAGAACCACCAUGCCACCACCACCCCACGAUCACUGCGGAGGGCCACCACCACAUCGCCGUGGGCCCGUGAUUAAGGUCCAGAUCGCACCACCAUGGCCACGUCGUCAUCACCGCCCACCACCUCAAGUUGUGGUGGUUCAGCAGCAGCAGCCACCCCCACCACCCCAGCCAGUUGUGGUGGUGCAACAGGCUCCUCCACCACCCUACUACCAGUAUCAACCGCCACCACCACCGCCAUCCGGAAGCAGCCACUACCACAAUCCACAAUAUUGAGAAGGAACUUUGAUCUGUCAAAUUAUGAUGAAUUUAUUUUAGUUAGCCUUACUGAAAAACUAUAUGUCCUAAAUAAAAUAUAUAGAAAUAAUAUAAAAAUUA